This is a messenger RNA of Magallana angulata, 2209 nucleotides long. RefSeq lists its product as uncharacterized. The transcript is spliced from 2 exons. Lineage: Eukaryota; Metazoa; Mollusca; Bivalvia; Ostreida; Ostreidae. Bases 1 to 1650 code for a protein of 549 amino acids. The record is from RefSeq and is a predicted model, not a curated record.
AUGUCUUGUUGUGUAGGGAGGAGUAAUGACGUCAUCAGUCUUUCGGAAUAUAAACACAGCGCUCCUUUUGAAUCCUCACACUUUGUGAAAGCUACAGUAGUCAUGAGGAUUUCGGUUGUUGCUGCCUUACUCGGAAUGGUAUUCCUCUGCGCAGAGGGUAUGCCUGUUGGGCACAAAAUGCCUGAAGCCUGUCAAAAGAACUGUCAUCUAGACCAUGUGACCUGUAGUUCAACCUGCAGAAAACAACACACCUAUAACAAAUUUGGAUUCCUCGACUGUUCAAAAAACUGCAAAUUUACAUACUCAAACUGUUCAGAUGGUUGUGUCCCUAAAGGAUUUUCAGAAACCCCUAUUGUUGAGGCUACAACUAAAGCAGCGGGAACCAUCGAUCAACAGCAAGGUCAGCUGACCACCACACCAGCCUCCCCCACGUCAGUUUGUUUAAGGGCUUGUUCUGCCGUUUCGGAAGCAUGUCAAGUCGAAUGCAAAAACGACCCACAUGACCCUGACUGCGUAACCGAAUGUUCUGCUGACUAUGAUGAAUGCGUUCAGGAUUGCGGAGCUAAUGCUCUCAAAGUUGCAAACGGCCAAAGUGUUAUCGCAAACUCAACGAACAGCCAAAAGGUGACAUGUAUGAUGGGAUGUUCCGUUGAAAACGUGGAGUGCAUGACAGAAUGCCAAACCGAUGUUACGGACAGUUCCUGUUUGACUGAAUGCACAGCAGAAUUGGGUGAGUGUCAGAAAGAAUGCAAUGACAGACACCCAGAGGUAACGCCUGAAGUUGAUGCCGCCAAUACUGCCAAUGCUGUCAAAGUCGAAUUUCUCCCAGGAACAGCAACAAACAAUGCGCAGUCAGGAAGUUACAGUUUUUACGUUGAUCAAACACAGACAAAUAACCAAGACGUGAAACAGUCCACGCUAACAGAUUGGGUUAAUCCAUCCAACACAGCUCCUGAGCAGUCAUACACUCUUCAUUCCAUCUGCAUAAGACAGUGCUCCCUGGAGCGCUCCAAGUGUGAGAUUGAAUGCUCAGCCACAGAAAUUUCCUGUAAGUCAGAAUGUAAAGUUGAGUACGAUGAAUGUGUCACCGAAUGCAACCAAGACUACCCGCAGAAUGUACAAAUAGGACAAACAAAUCUAGCUGACAAUUCCGGUAAAAGCGACAUCGGUUUUGGAUCAUCACCAAAACCUCCAAUGGGGAUAAGUGCCAGUACAUCAUCUUCCUCCAAGUCUGGCGCUGUUGUUCUUCAAGCAGCCGCUGCUGCAGAUCUCAAGACCGAAGUCGUAAUCCAGACCAGCAAUGGACAAGUCAAGACAACCUCUGACAAACCAAUGAGCAUGUUGAAGUUGCUCUGUCUGUCAUCCUGCGUAAUUGAAAGAAAAAGUUGUCUGAAUGAAUGUAAAACAGGUACCCCCGAAGCUGGAUGUUCAACUGAAUGUUACGAUGAAUAUAAAGAAUGCGUUGACGAGUGUAAAGAAGAUGAAAUCGAAAGAGAACAAGAGAAGCUUGAAAAAGAAAAGGAAAAACUUGAAAAACAGCAAGAAAAAGCGUCAAAAGCCUAUGAAUUUUCCUUCAACAAUAUAGAAAAGGACCAAGGAGAAGAUUAUGAUUACGACUAUGACUCCUCAUCCGAAUCAAACGAGAGAUAAGCCAUUAAAAUGAAUGACAUAAGGAUUCAGUUCCAACACAAAACAGGACAGAAGCGUCAUUUAUUCACGUCUUACUAUCCUGUCUUAACUUAUCGCUGAAAUAGCCCGGUGCAUUUAGACACAGCUAGAGAAAGACGUCGCAAUCAGGCCAGCUUCAUCCCCCAAACAGUCUGGAAGAGGACAACAUAGAGAACGUUUGUGUGUAACAGUGGUUGAUACUUUGUCCACUCUACUUUUUUCAUUUUUUAAUUAUUUUGUUGUACUAAUAUUUAGAAGUAUCUUCGACGAAGAACAUUUUUUCUUAUAUCUUUGUGACUUUACACAUAACCCAUUUCAUAAUUGUGCAAAUUCAUCUUAUGCAUAUGUGAAUCAAAUGUGGUCAAAUGACGCCAUUUUCAGGUGUGGCUAACAUUUCCUCGUUAUGCGGACACUGUGUCUGCUAAUUGUUUACUAAACCAUAUAUAUUCAUGCGAUACACCUUUACAUAUGUCACCUGUGUAAAACAUGUCCAUGCCAUUAUACAUACUGUUGAUAAAAAAAUAAAUUUUUGAAAUCUUAA